AGGCAGGAGAUCUGAGACAUAAGCUCUAGCUACCUGCAGUCUGACGCUAGCUAUCAAGCUAUCUGUUGUGCUGCAUAGGAGUACGACGUGGUAGCUAGCCAUGGUGAAGAAAGUGGCCGUGCUGGCGACGUUGCUGGCCCUCAACCUCCUUUUGUUUGGCUUCGCGGACGCAUGCAGAUAUGAUGGGGGUGGGAGCGGAGGCACCGGAGGGAGCGGUGGGAGCGGCACUGGCGGAGGUGGUAGUGGCAGUGGCGGCACCGGUGGAGGCGGCAGCGGAGGAGGUGGAAGCGGUGGAGGCGGCAGUGGAGGGGGUGGGAGCGGAGGCGCCGGAGGGAGCAGUGGGGGCGGCAGCAUUGGAGGUCGUAGUGGCGGACGUGGCAGCGGUGGAGGUGGAAGUGGAGCAGGUGGCAGCGGUGGAGGUGGCAGUGGAGCAGGUGGGAAUGGAGGAGGAGUGGGUGGGAGCGGUGGAGGCGGCAACGGAAGUGGUGGUAGCGGCAGCGGAGGUGGUGGUAGCGGAAGCGGAGGCGGCGGGGCACUCGAGCGUUGCCCCAUGGACACACUGAAGUUAGGCGUGUGCGCCAACGUGCUGAAUGGGCUGAUCAACGUGACCCUGGGGACGCCGCCCAAGAUGCCAUGCUGCACACUGAUCCAAGGGCUGGCAGACCUAGAGGCGGCGGUGUGCCUCUGCACGGCGCUCAGGGCCAACAUCCUGGGGAUUAACCUCAAUCUGCCCAUCAACCUCAGCCUCCUCGUCAACUACUGCGGCAAGGACGUCCCCUCGGGCUUCCAGUGCUCCUGAAGAGCCAUGAUCCAUCCAAUCAUGUCUCUCCAUCCAUCGUCGCCUCCUUCGAUUCCUCCGUCAUCGUCGAUCCAUGCACGCACGCUGUGCACCCGGCAGUGCUAAAUAAUAAUGAUGAUUUCUUUGCAAGAUGUACAAGCUACUCGUAGUAGACAUCAAUGUUCGUCCAUUGCUUCAAUUUGUUUUGUUUUGCUUUGCUUUGAUUGCUUUGGGUGUGUUUUUUCAUGAAUCUAACAUCAUGCAUGCAUACAUGCAGCGUGUCCACAAUGCUUCCUGUUAAGUUUGUCAUGGAUGGGAUCGAUGGUUGAUCGUGUCGAGAGGCCUUGCUGGACCUGACACGACGAUGAUCUCCAGCUGAAAAUAUAAAUACCAUUAUUACA
Sorghum bicolor (sorghum) is the source of this 1179-nucleotide messenger RNA. Its product is annotated as putative glycine-rich cell wall structural protein 1. The transcript is spliced from 2 exons. The record is from RefSeq and is a predicted model, not a curated record. Lineage: Eukaryota; Viridiplantae; Streptophyta; Magnoliopsida; Poales; Poaceae. The coding region runs from base 101 to 799 and encodes 232 amino acids.